Juglans microcarpa x Juglans regia is the source of this 2598-nucleotide messenger RNA. RefSeq names its product beta-glucosidase BoGH3B-like. Gene Ontology annotation, biological process: glucan catabolic process. NCBI's taxonomy places the organism in Eukaryota, Viridiplantae, Streptophyta, Magnoliopsida, Fagales, Juglandaceae. The transcript has 12 exons. Gene Ontology annotation, molecular function: beta-glucosidase activity. The coding region runs from base 160 to 2163 and encodes 667 amino acids. The record is from RefSeq and is a predicted model, not a curated record.
GUGUACCGCCAAUACUCAAUAGUGUCGAAAUCGGGUCCCACUCCUUUUUCGUUCUUUACCUGCGCAGUUUACUGACCGCUGAAUCACACUCCCACUCACAUUCGGCUAAAGCUUCUUUCUUUAUUCUGCUUUCUCUGUAACUCUGGAAGGAAAAAGAAGAUGGUUAGGGUUCUAGUCCAAAUAGUGGCCAUAACGUGCCUGUGGUGGUGGUGGGCUUCAUUGACAGAUGCACAGUACAUGAAAUACAAAGACCCAAGGCAGCCGGUGGCGGUUCGCGUAGCGGACCUGUUGAGUCGAAUGACUUUGGAGGAGAAGAUUGGUCAGAUGGUUCAGAUUGAUAGGACUGUGGCCAAUCCUGGGAUUUUGAAGUCUUACUUCAUCGGCAGUGUAUUGAGUGGGGGUGGGAGUGCGCCACUUCCAAAGGCUAGUGCAGAGGAUUGGAUUAAUAUGAUUAAUGAAUAUCAAAAGGGAUCUCUAUCCACACGUUUGGGCAUUCCAAUGAUGUAUGGUAUUGAUGCUGUUCAUGGACACAAUAAUGUCUUCAAUGCUACAAUAUUUCCUCAUAACAUUGGCCUUGGAGCUACAAGGGAUUCUGAGCUGGUGCGGAGGAUUGGUGCUGCAACUGCUGUUGAAGUCAGAGCUACAGGGAUUCCUUAUGUAUUUGCUCCAUGCAUUGCGGUCUGUAGAGAUCCAAGGUGGGGACGGUGUUAUGAAAGCUACAGUGAGGAUCACAAAAUAGUGCAAGAAAUGACGGAAAUUGUACCUGGAUUACAGGGAGAUAUUCCUGCUGAUUCUCUGAAAGGAGUUCCAUUUGUUGGUGGAAAGAAAAAGGUGGCAGCUUGUGUGAAGCAUUUUGUGGGAGAUGGUGGGACAACUAAGGGCAUCAAUGAGAACAACGCAGUGAUUGACCGGCAUGGGUUGCUCAGCAUUCACAUGCCUGCCUAUUCUGAUUCCAUCAUCAAAGGUGUAUCUACAGUCAUGGUUUCCUACUCAAGCUGGAACGGAGAAAAGAUGCAUGCAAACCGUGACCUAGUUACUGGCUUCCUGAAAGACACUCUUAGGUUUAAGGGUUUUGUUAUAUCAGAUUGGGAGGGUAUUGAUAGGAUUACCUCACCACCACAUUCAAACUACUCGUACUCCGUCCAAGCUGCGAUUCAAGCCGGCAUUGACAUGGUCAUGGUUCCUUUCAAAUAUACUGAGUUCAUUGAUGACCUUACCGACCUGGUCAAGAACAGCAUUAUCCCAAUGGAUCGCAUUGAUGAUGCUGUGGCAAGGAUCUUGCUAGUCAAGUUCACCAUGGGCCUCUUUGAGAACCCACUUGCCGAUUUCAGCCUAGUCAAUGAACUUGGAAGCCAGGCACAUAGAGACUUGGCAAGAGAAGCUGUGAGGAAGUCAUUAGUGCUAUUGAAGAACGGGAAAAAUGGAACAAAUCCUCUAUUACCCCUUUCCAAGAAGGCUCCAAAGAUCCUAGUUGCUGGUAGUCAUGCUGAUAAUUUGGGUUAUCAGUGUGGUGGGUGGACAAUCACAUGGCAAGGAUUUAGUGACAACAGCUAUACUAUGGGAACCACCAUCCUUGGAGCCAUCACUUCAACAGUUGACCCCAGUACGGAGAUUGUCUACCGUGAGAAUCCUGAUAGCAACUUUGUCAAAUCUGACAGCUUUGACUAUGCCAUUGUUGUUGUUGGUGAGCACCCUUAUGCCGAGAGUUCAGGGGACAGCAUGACUCUCACUAUGGCAGAUCCUGGCCCAACCGUUAUCAAGAAUGUCUGUGAAGCUGUCAAGUGUGUGAUUGUCAUAAUUUCUGGUAGACCUAUUGUGAUUCAACCAUAUCUAUCCUCAGUUGACGUCUUGGUGGCAGCAUGGUUACCAGGAACAGAGGGCCAGGGUGUGACUGAUGUCCUUUUUGGGGAUUAUGGAUUCAGUGGAAAGCUUUCCAGAACAUGGUUCAGAACUGUAGAUCAACUGCCAAUGAAUGUCGGGGAUUCACACUAUGAUCCGCUGUUCCCAUUUGGGUUUGGACUCGCAACUGAAUCUGUCAAGGAACUUGUGUCAAGGUCAACCUCAGCUGGUGUAGGCCAAAAGCCAUGUAUACUUGCCAACAUAGUUUCUGUAAUUGCAAUUUUGUAUUUCACAGCUUCAAGGGGCUUCCGACAACCGACUUAACGGGAUUUGGUGGACGGUUUAGCACUUGGAAGUACACUAGAUGCUCUUAAUUUACGAGUAUUAGACUAGCUUCUGUUAGCUUACAGAAGCAACAGCUUCAACGGCAAUUGGCUUCCAAAGAAACUAGUGCAUCCCAGUGUUCCCCAAUUUUUUGAUGAGUAUCCCCAGUGUUCCCUGAAGUAUAGUUACCAUUGCAAAUCUAUGUUCUGUCAUCGUGUCCUCUUGGUCUGGUGCCUGGGGGGUUUGCAUGUAGAGAUAGAUGUUAAUUAUGGCCAGAAAAGUGGGAGAAUUUGGUGUACUAAGUUAUCUUAGAUGGGGCCCUGAUUUUAUUGUACACGUGAACUGCAACCUACUUGAACAUGGGAUCAUUUGACAGCAAAGAUUUAUUGAAAAUUGUUGUCUGAAUAAUUGAUUUUAAGGCGUUCCAAUGGGUAA